GAGGAGAAGAGACUGUCUUUAGUUUUUACAGGAGUUGUGAGCAAUUAUCCCGCACUGCCGGCCACAACACGCCAACCGUCGCUACAAGCGGUGUAGAGGUGUGUGCGGGAGUAGCGCGAAAAGGUGUUUAUUUACUCGGCCGGGGCCCCGCGCACAGCGCGCGCUAAUCAAUUAUUCAUUGUGACGUACUUCCUGUGGAGGCCGCCAAGCGCGCCAGCCAAGCAGCGGAGCGGUGAGUGGCACAAGGCGAGUAGAGGCGAGAGGGAGUACACCUACACACGGAGAGCGGUAUGAAGUUGCCGAAACACUGGGACUAUUAAAACAAAACUUUUUCCAGGGGCUGACCACAAGUCGUGUCGGGUGAAGAGGACAGCCGCCAUGGUGUACCCGGGGCUUGUGGGUUUGUGUGUCGUGCUGGUGUGUGUGUCCGGACUAAGUCGCUCACAGGAACACUUGGAGAGUUUGGAGAAUGAGAAAGUGUGUCACGGGACGUCCAACGGACUGGUGGCGCGAGGCGACUGGGAUUUCCGCUACAGACAAUACCAGGACCUAUACACAGGCUGCACUUACGUCAUCGGCAACCUCGAAUCGUCUUUCUCGACAAGAGACAUGAACUUUGACCUCAGCUUCUUGUCCUCCAUUCGUCUGGUGACAGGAUAUGUGCUCAUUGUCGGCGUUCACGCGGAUUAUGUGCCCCUGACUAGUCUUCAGAUCAUUCGUGGAAAGACUUUAUUCCACUAUCCCCAGAGCGACGACGAUUACAGUUUGUUCGUGGCCCUCAACUACGAUCGGAAUAACAAGAGCAUCGGUCUGAAGGAGCUUCGAUUCACCUCGUUAGCAGAAAUUCUUGCCGGGAAGGUAUUCUUCAUGAACAACAAUCAGCUGUGCUACGAGAACACCAUCAACUGGCAGGACCUCAACCCCUACGUCACGCCACCUGUAGAGUUUCGGUUCAACUCCACCGACUACCGACGGCCGUGCGACACCCUGGGGUUGGAGUGUCAUGCAUCCUGCUACUCCAAUAUCACAGAAAAGCGCCACUGCUGGGGCGCUGGCGAGGGGAUGUGCCAAAAGCUGAGCCAGGGGGAUGCGUGUCACCCUUCCUGCGAGCGUCGCUGCUUCGGCAAACUCCCCAACCAGUGCUGCUAUCAGGAGUGUGCGGGUGGAUGUAACGGACCAAAGAAGACGGACUGUUUUGCUUGUCGCAGUUUUAUCGACGAUGGGAAGUGUGUGCCGUACUGCCCGCCAACCAUUAUCUAUGACUUUCGACAGAUGAUCAACAUAAUAAAUCCCGAUGCCAAGUUUGCAUAUGGCGGCAUCUGCGUUAAAGAAUGUCCAGGUUUUCUGCUGCAAGACUCUGGAUCGUGUGUGAGAGCAUGUCCAGCGGGGAAGCACGCUAAAGACGGGAAGACCUGCGAGCCCUGCGAGGGUCCUUGCCCACGAAAAUGCAAUGGCACAGGCAUGGAAUAUUUGUCUGCGGCGAAUCUGGAUAAAUUUAGAAACUGUACCUCAAUAGAUGGCAGUUUAAAAAUUGUAAUGGCCUCAUUGAGUGGAGAUCCACACUACAACAUCCCCCCUCUGCACCCAUCGAAUCUGUCCGUGUUGAACAGUGUGAGGGAGAUCACCGGCUUCCUCCUCAUCCAGUCAGACGACAAGGACUUCGUCGACUUGUCUUUUCUUUCCAACCUGGAAGUCAUUCAUGGUCGUCAGCUAGAUAACGGACAUUCACUCAACAUCCUGGCCACGCCCAUUCGUUCACUAGAACUCACAUCAUUGAAGUCCGUCCGCAACGGAAACGUCGUCUUCGUCGGCAACUCCAACCUCUGUUACAUUUACACCAUCAACUGGACGAGGAUCUUGUACACGAAGGAGCAAAAGAUCCUACUUCACACCAACCGAGCUCCUGCAAAUUGCUCACACGACGGCGAGGUGUGCCACCCGCAGUGCAGCGCUGAUGGAUGCUGGGGCAAGGGGCCCAACAAGUGUCUCACCUGCAGGCAGUACGUGGACGACGAGGAGCGGGUGUGUCUCAGCUCCUGCUCCGAGAGACCCUUGCUGUACUACGCGGGCAACGGCAAGUGCAAGCGAUGCCACUCAGAGUGCGCCAACUCCUGCACUGGGCCGGAAAACCACGAGUGCGAUGACUGCGCCCACGUCGCCAUACUCAGCCUCGAGGACGGCAAGAAGCGAUGUCUAGACGCGUGCCCUGGUGCUAUGUACCCGGAUGAGAACCACGUGUGCCAGCCUUGCCACUCCACGUGCACAGGGUGCACCGGGCCGUCUGACAUCGUCAAGGAGGGCGGUUGCAACACGUGUGAGGUUGGCAUCAGGAAGGAUCCCUUCGAGACUGCCAUCACCUGUUUGCCUCAGGACACUGACUCCUGCGAGCCUGGCUAUCACCUGUCCACCGUCUCCUCCACCAAUCCUGGUCCCAUGGCCGGGCGAAGGGUCUGCGAGCCGUGCCAUCACUUCUGCCUGACGUGUGACGGCCCCAGCGUGCGGUACUGCACCUCCUGUCGCUACUUCGCGGAUCUGGACGGACUGUGCAUCGACUUCUGCCCACAGUAUGCGUACGGAGACAACAUCACCAAGAAGUGCAUCCAGUGUCAUGCCGAGUGUCGUGGCGUUUGUUUCGGUUCCUCCAGCCUGGAGUGCAACUCCUGCACCAACUUCAAGAUUUACCUGGACGAAGAGAAGCAGCAGUUUAACUGCACGCCCGGGUGUCCGGCCAGUCUGCCGUAUCAAGUGCGGGACAGCAACACCGAUGAGAACCGCAACGUGUGUGCCGACGAAUCCCACCCCGAAGUGCAGCUGAUGCUGCAGAAGGACAGAGAAGAAGAGAAGAAGAAGAUCAUCAUUGUGACCGUUUCCACCAUUUGCGGCAUUCUGUUCCUGGGGACUCUGACUCUGUUCGGGUACUACUGCCAGAAGCGAGCCAAAGCCAAGGAGAAGACCGCAGAACUCACAGCCAGGAUGACCGGCUACGAUGACAUCGAGCCCAUCACCCCAACAAACGCACAACCUGACCUGGCAAAACUGCGGCUAAUCAAAGAAUCCGAACUCCGAAAGGGAGGAAUCAUCGGCUCAGGAGCCUUUGGCACCGUGUACAAGGGUUUCUGGAUCCCUGAAGGCGAGAAUGUGAAGAUCCCAGUGGCCAUCAAGGUUCUGCAGGACGGGACGUCCCCCAAUCAGAACAAAGAGUUGCUGGAGGAGGCCCGUGUAAUGGCCUCGGUGGAGCACGUGUGCUGCAUCCGCAUCCUGGCUGUGUGCAUGUCCGCCCAGAUGAUGCUCAUCACGCAGCUCAUGCCCCUCGGCUGCCUCCUAGACUACGUCCGCAAGAACAAGGACCACGUGGGCUCCAAGGUCCUCCUCAACUGGCUGACACAGAUCGCAAAGGGCAUGGCCUACCUGGAAGAGAGGGGCAUCGUGCAUCGUGAUCUCGCAGCUAGAAAUGUUCUGGUGCAAACACCUACACAGGUGAAGAUAACGGACUUCGGGCUGGCCAAGCUUCUGGACUACAAUGAGGAGGAAUACAGGGCGGCAGGAGGCAAGAUGCCCAUCAAAUGGCUGGCUUUGGAAUGCAUUCAACACCGAAUAUUCACACACAAAAGUGACGUUUGGAGCUUCGGCGUGACGGCCUGGGAGUUGUUUACUUACGGCCAAAAGCCUUACGACAACAUCCGGGCUCGUGACGUGCCGGGCCUCCUAGAGAAGGGCGAGCGCCUGCCACAGCCUUCCAUCUGCACCAUCGACGUCUACAUGAUCAUGAUUAAAUGUUGGAUGCUGGACGCCGAAAGUAGACCGUCCUUCAAAGAACUGGCGGAGGAAUUUGCCAAAAUGGCACGUGACCCCGGCAGAUACCUGGUGGUGCAGGGCGAUGUUUUGAAGAAAAUCCCAGAAGAAAGUUUUCGAGGCUCACAUCUUGACCUUACCCCCAUUGAUGGCGUGGAACCCCCUCUUGGUGCAGUGGGAGAGGGAGACAAGCUGAUGCGGCUGCCCAGCCACACGUUCGACAAGAGUGACCUGAUGAGGAGCGUCAGCAUGACGGCCGACGGUCCGGAGGAGAUCAUAGAGGCGGAGGAUUACUUGCAGCCGCAAGAACCGCAGCACUCCCCCACCAGAUCAUCUUCGAGAACAACAACUCGCCUUCAGCUCCAUUGCUGCCACAGGGGGCAGUGAACUACCCUCUCAAGGCUGAGAAAGGAGAAGUGAGUGGCCUGCCGUGGCGAGAAAAGAACUACGCGCAUCUGAACGCCGCGGUGGAGGCCCGCAAGCAGAGACAACAGUCGCCAAAACGAGGCCGCGAGGACAGCUUCAACUCGCGCUACAGCUCCGACCCCAUCAAGUUCUUCAGGGAAAGAGAAGAGAUUGAAGGCCCGUCCUCCUAUCCCUUGGUUACCAACCAGAACGGCUCCCCCACCCGCAAGUCGUCGCCGACGAAAGUGCUGCAACUGGCGGUGGACGAGGACAACUACCUGGCUCCUCAUUCGACCAACCCGGUCAUGUACACUGACCUCAGUGACAAGGGCUACUACCAGAACGAGAAGGUGUUUGAGGAGUAUCGUGAUGCAGAGGACGAAUACGAAACCGACCACAUGCUCAAGAGCUCCCCACUCCACACGAUUCCUGCGGUGGCCAACCCCGAGUACUUCGACCACGAUGACG
Molecule: messenger RNA, 4665 nt
Organism: Pomacea canaliculata
Lineage: Eukaryota; Metazoa; Mollusca; Gastropoda; Architaenioglossa; Ampullariidae
Product: epidermal growth factor receptor-like
Biological process (GO): multicellular organism development; positive regulation of cell population proliferation; positive regulation of kinase activity
Cellular component (GO): signaling receptor complex; basal plasma membrane
Molecular function (GO): transmembrane receptor protein tyrosine kinase activity; ATP binding
Source: RefSeq, a predicted model, not a curated record